UGUUGACCAUGUUUCAUUUUACUUUGGAAAUAAUUAUGUGAAGUUAUAAAUACGACAAAUACGUGACUCAGUGUCUGUAGAAAAUAAAAUUAUUAUGCUACAAAAAAUUGCACGACAAAUCAUUUGAACUAUAUUAAGAUUGAAAUUUACCAAUAAAUUGUGGCCUAACUGCCACGUGUUUUUGACUUAUCGCAACGUGCACACUAUCGUUAUAUGUUUAUAACGCAACGUAGUUCAUCAAUAAAUAAAACUAACGCUGUAUUUCUCUCUCGAUCAUUAUUUGCUUACAUCAUACCCUAGUUGACUACCAAACUUUACAGAUAUCAUAAGACAACCAUUGGACUUUUAAAUUGUUUACCCAUAAUAUAUACAUAUAUCUUUUAUCUCUCAUCUUGCAUACUUUUAUCCUAAAUUAUGUAACCACUGGUACAGCCAAGGGCAAUUAUAGGUCGUAUUUGACAUUCUGCAUUCCUUGAUGCAUAAGUCAGUUAAGACACACAGUCUUCAAAACAUGCCGGAAAGCGCUGGGAGAUUUGGUCCCCUUGUCGGGGCUAUUGAUGAAGGAACAAGCAGUGCUAGAUUUUUAGUUUUCAGUGUCCGUCGAAGAGAAGUAGUAGCCUCUCAUCAGAUUGAAAUAAAAAAUAUAUAUCCUCAAGAGGGUUGGGUGGAACAGGAUCCUAAAGAAAUACUUAAGGCUGUCCACCAAUGUAUAACUAAAACGAUUGAAAAGCUGGAAGCAAUAGACAUAGACAAGUCAGAUAUCAAAGCCAUCGGCAUUACCAAUCAACGAGAAACUACUCUAUUAUGGGAUAAGGAAACUGGAGAACCUUUGCACAAUGCAAUUGUAUGGCUGGAUAUGAGAACUACAACCACAAUCGAAAACAUUUUAGAUAAUGUUCCAAACAAUACAAGAAAUAAAAAUUAUCUCAAACCCAUAUGUGGGCUACCUAUAUCACCAUAUUUUAGUGCGCUGAAAAUUCGCUGGCUCAUUGACAACGUACCAAAAGUGAAACAGGCCGUUCAGACAGGCAGAUGCGCUUUUGGGACUGUAGACACCUGGCUCAUAUGGAACCUUACUCAAGGAAAACUUCAUAUAACGGAUGUUUCCAAUGCAUCGCGUACAAUGUUAAUGAAUAUUGAGACAUUAAAGUGGGAUCCUCUGCUCUGCCGUUUCUUUGGCAUUCCAUCUGAUAUGCUUCCAGAAAUUCGAUCAUCUUCGGAAGUUUAUGGGAAUGUUACAUACCCGGAGGUUUUGAAUGGGAUACCUAUUUCUGGAUGCAUAGGCGAUCAACAAGGAGCUCUUGUUGGCCAAUUGUGCCUAAGGCCAGGACAAGCUAAGGCUACUUAUGGCACAGGAUGCUUCUUGCUUUACAACACUGGAAGCAUGAAAGUAGACUCAUCGCAGGGACUGAUUACUACAGUUGCCUACAAAUUGGGACGCUCAUCUGUUGUGUACGCUUUAGAAGGAUCGGUUGCUGUAGCCGGAGCAGCACUGUCCUGGUUAAGAGACAACAUGCAGCUGAUGGGUAAUGUCACAGAGAGUCAAGAUUUGGCUGAAAGAGUACGCUGUUCUGGUGACGUUUAUUUUGUCCCAGCAUUCUCUGGGCUGUACGCUCCUUACUGGCAGCAGGAUGCCCGAGGAGUGAUUUGUGGAAUCACCGAGGACACGCAACAGUAUCAUAUAAUCAGGGCUGCACUUGAAGCUGUAUGUUUUCAAACCAGAGAUAUUUUGGAAGCGAUGGUCAAGGAUUCUGGGACUAAUUUAACCGAAUUACAAGUCGACGGUGGAAUGACAGCAAAUAAUCUUUUGAUGCAACUACAAGCUGAUUUGACAGGAGUUACCGUAGUGAGGCCAAAUAUGGUAGAAACUACUGCGUUAGGAGCUGCUAUUUUAGCGAGUCUUGCUAUCGGACUUCUGGAUAUCAAUGACGUUACUGCAGACGAAAUCACAAAGUUUUCGCCACAAAUCGGAGAAGAUGAACGAGAUCUUCGAUAUUCUAAGUGGAAAAUGGCUAUCGAACGUUCUAUGAAAUGGGAUUCGUCGUCGGCACCAAUUGAUGGACGAUACUGAAAGUAGUGAUUAAGAUAAAUUUAUACUUUCAUGUAUGAGUUUUAGAAAUUCUAAUAUUGUACGAUAAACUGACAGUAUAUUUACACUCAUUGAGAAUAUAGUCUAUCAUUAUGAUAUUCAUGUGUGUGGUGAUGGAUGAGAAUGUUUAUAAAACAGAUUAUAAUAAAGAUUUAUCCGUUUUUAUUA
Athalia rosae (coleseed sawfly) is the source of this 2257-nucleotide messenger RNA. It is a transcript of the gene Gk1, whose product is annotated as glycerol kinase. The coding region runs from base 476 to 2071 and encodes 531 amino acids. Gene Ontology annotation, cellular component: mitochondrion. The record is from RefSeq and is a predicted model, not a curated record. Gene Ontology annotation, biological process: glycerol-3-phosphate biosynthetic process; glycerol metabolic process; triglyceride metabolic process. NCBI's taxonomy places the organism in Eukaryota, Metazoa, Arthropoda, Insecta, Hymenoptera, Athaliidae. Gene Ontology annotation, molecular function: glycerol kinase activity. The transcript is spliced from 9 exons.